Aspergillus eucalypticola CBS 122712 is the source of this 780-nucleotide messenger RNA. RefSeq names its product DUF3716 domain-containing protein. The record is from RefSeq and is a predicted model, not a curated record. NCBI's taxonomy places the organism in Eukaryota, Fungi, Ascomycota, Eurotiomycetes, Eurotiales, Aspergillaceae. Bases 1 to 780 code for a protein of 259 amino acids. The transcript has a single exon.
AUGUCUGCGUACGUGUUAGAUGAUCAAAAACAGAUUACUGAGCUUAGUUUCCUAUCUAUCUAUCCUAUCUCUAUUGUACAGGACAAAACUGACUCUAAAAUAUGUCCGUACAAUGACAACAACAACACCAACAACCGCCGUGUUGGCGCUCCUCCCCCUCUUCCCAACCUGCCUGCCGGUCGCCGUCCGCCCGUCCCCGCCCCCCCCCCCCCCCCCGACCUCGAACAAUACUGGGCGUCGUUGUACGAGGGGCUCCCGGUCGGUGCCAAUCCUACAAUCCCUGCAAGGGAUCUAGGUCGACUGAGACCGUUUGUGCAUACCGAUGUAGGACUGCAAGUGCUUGCCCGGCCAGGGGCACAAUCUAUUGAGUUCCGACACGGCCGGAUCCAUACUCACCAGAUUACAAUGCACCGAGCAAGCUACAUCAAUGCCCUGCUGAUACAAUCUCAGGGAAUUCGUCCGCCAGCCCCGUGUUCCAGAUGCCGUGAUGGUACGGGGGGCGUUUUCCCAGAAUAUCACCAUUUACCAGGCGCAUUCGGCGGUAUUUGCGCCAACUGCAAAUGGCCUGAUGCUGGUAGCAGCUGUACCGUCCGAGAUUCAGCAUGGGGUGUCUUACGGGAAGCUCAGCCUCCUAUGCCUGUCAUCGGCAGGGGAUUGCCCGCACCGGGGGCCUCUUGUACGGAUCCUAUCGUCGUGGGGGAAGAGGGGGAGGAGGAAGAAGAAGAAGAAGAAGUGGUUGUUGUACCGGUAUCUCUGACUCGUCCGGAUCCUCCUCCUUGA